Messenger RNA from Habropoda laboriosa, 2654 nucleotides. Its product is annotated as protein kinase shaggy-like. Gene Ontology annotation, molecular function: protein serine/threonine kinase activity; ATP binding. NCBI's taxonomy places the organism in Eukaryota, Metazoa, Arthropoda, Insecta, Hymenoptera, Apidae. Gene Ontology annotation, biological process: signal transduction; protein phosphorylation; negative regulation of canonical Wnt signaling pathway. The record is from RefSeq and is a predicted model, not a curated record. The transcript has 8 exons. Bases 833 to 2245 code for a protein of 470 amino acids. Gene Ontology annotation, cellular component: axon; nucleus; cytoplasm.
UCGUGGUACCUGCUGUUUCGAAACAGUUUCUUCUGCAAAGUUUCUCGAAUCCUCUAAUUCGUUUCUUCGUUGUUCCACCGGAAUAAUCCUGAGGCUGGUGAAAUCUUAGACUAAUUACUUGACAAGAGAACGUCUUACGUCGUUCCACGGUAACUCUAGAAUCUUAAACUGAGAAUUAAAUUGACCAGAAGACUUCUAUGCUCUUCCAUGAAUUAAAGACUAAGGACAACGAGGCUUCCAAUUUUUCGUACCGAAAAAAGUUAACUGAAUCUUCCAAUAAACUCGAGAAAAAAGAAGACACGGCGAAACACGAGAAUCGAUGGAAAACAGCAUCGAUCACCUGGAGAAUGAUCUUGAACCUUCCUAGACGAUGGAUCAGCUCGAAGCAAGAAACGAGGGACAUUGUUUGAUCGCGUGAUCGCUGCACGUAAGCUAGAUCGCGUUCGAGGCGAGUUAUUGGCGAUUCGUGGCACGCGGGAAUUCGUGUAAGUCCGGUGUCGAGUCGCCCGUUUCGACGUCGUUUUCGUGUGCUGAAUGAUGAUCGUGUGAAUCAUUCGAAUUACCUGCUGGCUACUGCUACGUCUUCUCGUUUGGAAGCAUGAUAAAGAGAGCGUUUAACUAUAAAUUUGGAUAUUAUGACCUGCGCCGUACUCCUUGACACGGUGUUAAUAUUAAUAUCUAGUUGGUGACCUUCCAAGUGUCUGUGAAUAUUUGUAAACUAGACGGGCACGUUUUAAGUGUCUGUCACACCGAACAAGACAGAGUUAAAUUUUAUCGUCGCUGGUAGAGCUUGUGUUGAGAAGUGGACAUUUCUCGAUAGUUGUUGGUUAUAAUGGCACCUGCAGUGACUCUGGACUGGUCAGAACCAUGCCAGCACUGGCGUUACCCUAAAUUCUGCCCUGCAGGGCAACAGAAGCAUGAAAGAGCGAAGAGCGCUAUGGAGUUGAGCAGCAAAGAGGCGAACACUGCUUACAAAAAAUUCUGCAAGUUCCUGCGACGGUUGAAAAAUAAAAAACAUAGAGAUGGCAACAAAGUCACAACCGUGGUGGCUACACCUGGUGCUGGUCCAGAUCGCCCCCAAGAAAUCUCCUACACAGACACUAAAGUAAUCGGUAACGGCAGCUUCGGCGUUGUCUACCUAGCGAAAUUAUGUGACACGCAAGAACUGGUCGCAAUCAAGAAAGUUCUUCAAGACAAACGAUUUAAGAACAGGGAGUUACAAAUCAUGCGGCGUCUCGAGCACUGCAACAUCGUCAAGCUGAAAUAUUUCUUCUACUCCAGUGGUGACAAGAACAUCUUAAACGCAACUAAUCCAGUUUUUCAUGUGGACAAGGACGAGGUUUAUCUGAACCUAGUGCUGGAAUACAUACCCGAAACUGUGUAUAAAGUCGCUCGGCAUUAUAACAAAAGCAAGCAGACCAUACCGAUCAAUUUCAUCAAGCUAUAUAUGUACCAACUGUUCCGUUCUCUGGCGUACAUUCACUCGCUGGGGAUCUGCCACAGGGAUAUCAAGCCACAGAACCUCCUGUUGGACCCAGAAUCUGGUGUUCUGAAGCUUUGUGAUUUUGGCUCGGCCAAACACCUGGUCAAGGGAGAGCCCAAUGUGUCUUACAUCUGCAGUCGUUACUACCGCGCGCCUGAGCUGAUCUUUGGUGCUAUAGAUUAUACCACAAAAAUUGACGUGUGGAGCGCAGGUUGCGUAGUAGCAGAACUACUGCUUGGCCAACCGAUAUUCCCUGGUGAUAGUGGUGUAGAUCAGCUGGUCGAGAUCAUCAAGGUCCUGGGCACACCGACCCGCGAUCAGAUACGUGAGAUGAACCCCAACUAUACCGAGUUCAAAUUCCCACAGAUUAAGGCGCACCCGUGGCAAAAGGUAUUCAGGGCACGCACGCCGCCGGAAGCAAUGGAGUUGGUGGCCAGGCUGCUAGAGUACACGCCAUCCGGUCGAAUCACGCCCCUAGAAGCGUGCGCUCAUCCGUUCUUCAACGAGCUACGAGAACAGGGCACGCGGUUACCCAAUGGAAGGGAGCUACCCCCUUUAUUUAACUUUACAGAGUAUGAGCUACGAAUCGACCCGGAGCUGAACUCGAUCCUGAAGCCGAAGUACAUGCAGACCUCGGAGAAUCCUGGUGGCCAGUCGGAACCGGUCGCGGGGAGUAGCGGUAACUCUAGUGAUAAUAACGUGAACACCAACACGCUGUCCACCUCAAAGAACACAGACCCCGGCCAGUCGAACAUGGCUUAAUAAGCUGGUUUCUAUUUUUCAACAAAAAAAAAGAAAAUAAAUAAAUAAAUAAAAAUAAAAAACUAACGUAAUUCAAACAACAGACAGACAACAACAACAACAACAACAGAACCGAGAAUUCUUCAUGUGUUAGAAAACUAGCCUUAAAUGAAAACGAAAAAUGAUGAAAAAAUACGGAAGUACGGUAGAACGAGAGAGGAUGAUACCGCAAGGGAGAGAAAGGGAGAGGAAAUAAUGUCAAAGGUGAAUAGAGAAGCGUGAGAAAUAUUCUUCUGAGGAGGAUGUCUGAAGUAAAAGAGAACAAACAAAACAAAGUAACGAGAGAACAGCAGAAACAGAUAACACGUACACAACACUCUCAUCCCCCUCCCCCCCAGGUUGUAAAUUUUUCUCGAGACUCUCGAUAUAU